This is a messenger RNA of Cottoperca gobio, 2627 nucleotides long. It is a transcript of the gene dnajc4, whose product is annotated as DnaJ (Hsp40) homolog, subfamily C, member 4. Bases 199 to 918 code for a protein of 239 amino acids. The transcript has 8 exons. The record is from RefSeq and is a predicted model, not a curated record. NCBI's taxonomy places the organism in Eukaryota, Metazoa, Chordata, Actinopteri, Perciformes, Bovichtidae.
UCUCGUGUUCCGGUUUCACUCCAGCUAGCUUCGCGCGGUAAGAGUUUAUGCAACCGGCCUACAGCACAGCCACUGUUAUGUAACUGAGUCCUGAUGUCAGAUCACGUGUCAACAGAUGAGGGGAAACUGCUGACGGCAUCAUUUUCAAUGAAAACGCUCUGAAAGGUCCUCUGUGUAGAACCUCAUACAUUUUUCAUCAUGCAGUUGGAGGCUCAGCUGCGUCUAUGUCAGAGCGGUCUUUGGUGCUGCAAGAAUGGGCUGCGUUUGCUCUCCCAGAGCUAUGCACACAGAAAAGCUGUUAACUACUACGAUCUCCUUGGAGUCAAACCUAAUGCCCCCUUGGAGGAUAUAAAAAAUGCAUUUUUCAACAAAUCUAAGAAGCUGCACCCAGACAGCGACCUGUCCAACCCAGCGCUGCACAGUCAGUUUGUGGAGCUGAGCGAAGCCUACCGAGUGCUGAGUAAAGCGCCGAGCAGGAAGGAGUACGACUUCAAAAUCAGACAUCCACACAGUGGGGGCCAGGUCUUCAGAUCUAACUCCAGUCACGCCAGCUACAAAGCCAGUACCAAUGCUCAAGAUAACUCUCGUUACUGGGAGCAGUUUCAUCAGUCUCAAGCACCGGAGAUGACUGCAGAUAAUUGGCAGAAGAGGAGGAAGAAGAAGAACUUGCACAUUGUGGGCUACUGCGUCCUCACUAUGUUGCUCGGCAUCGGAGUCCACAUUGUCUUCUUCAGGAAACUGGAAAAAGUUCACAAUAACUACAUGGACGAGAAAGACAGAGUAAUCACGAACAUUUAUAAUGAAUCCAAAGAGAGGGCCAGAGUCAACGGUUUUAAGAAACAGACUGAAAUCCUGCGACAGAAACACGCCGAGUUUCUGGAGAAAUACAAAAUCCGAAAAGAUGGAGAUGACAAGUAGGAGAGUCUCCAGCCGUGGUUUCUGAUGAUGACGGAGUUUGCACUGCCAGCAGGUUGGAGACAGCAGGAAACUGGAUGUGGUACUUCUUUUAGGAUUAAAACAUUUUUUUGUCCGUGUUUGUCCUCAGUUGGGAUGCUGAGGACUUGAAGACACACAAAAGAUGGGUGGGAUGUUGGAGAGUUUUAUCUGGUCAUACAGGUGUUUUCUUCCUGACCAAGCUGCACAUCAGACUGGACCGACCUGUUGAACCAUUUAUACUUACUGUAGGAUAUUUGAAGUGAUGUGACGGUCAAAAGGAGCAAACGAACCAGUCACAAAGACUUAUUUAAAUCUGGGAAAUGUUUAAGGUUUAGCAUUUACGACAAUGCUUUUGCAGUUAAUUUGAUAACUAACAUUAAAUGCAUAAAUACAAAAAUACCUUUCAAGAACACUGGCACCGUACAGAACAGCUCCUCACUCGCCAUAUUCCUGAAAAGAAUAAGAGACAUCUUCCGGCAGGUACACGUCCACCCGGCCUGGUCCCCAAUCUUCUUCUUCUGUUGAGUUUUAUGGCUGGACUUCCCUUGGCCAAUCAGGUUCUGCCAUUGCCAUGGCAUAUAUAAAACAAUGCAAGACAGAAAUGUCCCUAAACAGGCUGGUCUCCUAAAAAUGACGUUGCCAUACAACCAACCUGCAUUGUCAUUUACGUUUUGAGGGAAAUGUAUUUUCUCCCGGAUUACGUUUGUUUUGGAUGCAUCAACAAAUACGUUGAGUAAUCAAAGUCCACGGAAGUCCGCAUAUAGAGGAGUUUGGACUUGGUGGGCGGGGUCGGUCAAACAAACAUGGGACUUUCACCCAGGAGACCGGUGUUCGUGUCUCGUGUGAACCCAAAGGUCAACGAUGAGCCAAAGCUAAAUCAUGAUCUUUUACUACACCUGACCAAGUGGCUUUGUUUUAAAUUACAAUGUUAACCACGUGUUUAAAACUGAAACUGUAACCUGGGAGAAAAAUAGUUCCUCUCGUAAUUGAGAGUUGCAGUUUAGUUAUUUGGGAACAUCAUUUUGUAGGAGAAAGAACUCGAUGUAGUGUGUGAAGAGUGGAAAUCACUAAAAGACCCAGAAAUGUACCAGAAACUGUGUGAAAGAGGCUUAACUGUAAUGCCAAUAUAUUUAUUGCUGAAAGUGAGUCGUAUUGAUGAAAAUCAUAUAUUGUGUUGCACAAGAGGAUGUGUCCUCUCAGGUUUGAUGAGAUGAUUGAGGAGAAUGAAGAAUAACACGUGCAAAGUCAAACGUUUCAUCAAUAAUGGUUUUGUCAGGCACGUGGUCAAAACGUGCUGAAUGCCCGUUUACUUUCCACAGUUUUGGAUCGUAAUCCUCGCUGUCAAACUCCUGAUUAUUCCCUCUGCUGAGCCUGUGUGUUACUGUAGAGAUGCAACACCGUGCAUAUGUAAAGGUCUUCAUCUAUUAGAAAUGGAGUCAGAGAAGAAGAUCAAUAUUAUGACUUGAAAAGAGUGCCACUGAGUCAUUUACAUAUAGUCAAACUAUUGUAUUUAUAAUGAGACAAUGACAAUGUUCACAUGGAAAGGAAAGAUGUUCAAUAUUUACCACUUUGCCUCUGAGUUUUUAGAUAUUUUUGUUGUUUUUCAGUUUUUGACUGCCUUACCUAUUCCCUGAAGGGAUGUCAGAGGGAAAUUAUUAAAAGAUCAUCUUUUUCUCAUCAAUCAUUACUUC